CAUACGUCUUAUACAAUUACACAAAAUACAAGAUAAGAAUUAUCUUAUUAUUUAAAACUGCCUAUACUUCAUAGUUGCCUAGAUUUAACAAGAAUACAAUCACACAUCGUUCAUAAAAAAAACAAGCAUGAUGAUCAUUAUACAUAGCGAGGCCUAAUUCACACGGACGGCGGCGUAUUAAGUUGAACUCAGUUCGAUUUGAAAUGCCCUCCAAUACUUGGUAGCUGUGGCUCGAUUGGCGGUUACCGGUGUAAGUUCGAAAGAGAAGGGAAUGCGCAGAAGCACGUGGAUUUGUUUAGACGACUGUCAAGCCCCUUUCGUAGCGCAUUUACAAAGUCCGUGGGGUGCUUCCGGUAAGCCCCGUAGCUGGCGGCGCUUUCCCGAUAAACGAUACCGGGGGCCAACGGGGGCGACAAGAUCCACUGUCUACCUCCCUUCUCUCUCCCAUUCUUCCCGCCCAACCAUACCACCGUCCCUCUACCCCUGGAUCCCCUCUUUACCCACACACGACGGCAUUACACCUCCGAUGCAGAGACAGAGACAGCGACAGGGGCAGGGGAGUGACGACGGCGACGAUGCCCGGCGAAACGAGCGAUGGAGGAGGGGAAGACAUCAACGGCGGACAAGGCCGCCAUAUUGAAUCACUCUCGUUAAUUUUUGCGCAGAGGCGGUGUGAAUUUUUUCUCCUUGCGCGGAAGGUAGCAGCUCAAGGUUGGUGUCUGGGAUUCGCGUAUCGUCACGAACGUUUUCGCGGUUACUGCUGGCACGCGUCAUCCCCUGUCCAUUUAAUCAGACUCUCUUCCUCUCUUUCUCUGUGUAUACGUACAUAUUUUGUUUUCGUGUUUGUUACAACACGGAGUUGGUUCAGCCACAGUUUAGAGGAAGCCGCGAGGGACAUGGUUAAAACAAUGCGCGGGUACGCCAGACGAAAAAGAUUCACGAAAACAUGCGGAAAUCGCGCGUGUAUGAUCGCGAGGCGGUGAAGUGUACUCGUGAUAGGGAGGGACACUCAAGAGAAGUGAAGUGUAUGCGUACACUGACUGCGGUAUGUCGUGUGCGCCAUGUCAUUGUACGUAAGCGAUAGUAUAGAGUAAUAUAUCGUAGUGGAGUGGAGUGAAGUGGAGUGGAAAGCGACCAGACCGCCUUGCCUGCCUAACUGUCUACCUAACAGCGUGCCUCUCUACCUGCUGCUUCUCUUGGUUGUCGUCUUUGCCUGCUGCCUAUCUACACUAGCCUCUACCUAUCUGAUUGUGCCCCAUUUGUACGUCCGUUUUAUGUCCAAGAGUCGACUGACUUUGCAUGUCAAGUCGAUUUACACAAAUUCGGAUCAACCUUUUCAUUGACCUCCUCUCAGCCCGUUCCCGAUGCCGUUCGUGUGGGUGAGUGGCUGACUCGUGUGGUAGGGGGUAGAGAGACCCGGCGACGAGGGGUGAGGGGAGAAAUAAUUAAUGUGCGACCGUACCUCUCCCCUCACAGUACUGGGCACCCCCCAGUCCCCCUUCCACAGUCUUGUACCGCUACGCUUAGCUGCCAUUGUGCCGAGACGCCACUUCCGAAGCAUCAAAUUCAAUUCUUCGAUUUUCGUCACCGCCAUCAAAUUCUUCCUUCUGAGAUACAAGUUUUCGGUAAAGAAAGAUUGAAAGGAAAGGGCACGCAGUGUAUAGUGCUGCCGGCAGCCUCAGCAAAGCGCGCCAAUAUCCUCGUGCACGAUCUCAAACCACCGAUAUAUUCCCUUCUUUGAACGUCUUUGAAUACCACGAGAGGUUAGGUUAGGACUAAACUUUGCUUCCGUGGAUAUCGGCCGAUCGCCUUGCAAACCGAACACGAUCUUUUUAUCAACCGUUUUAAGUACCGCGAAGUUAAUCGCGUUACCGGUGGUGCUCUACUGUGAUGUUGUGAUUGCGUCCUUUGCAAGCAAAGACGCAACUUGCCUUUGAAAUAAAAAGAGGGAAGAGCAGAGAACCACGAUGUUCCGGUGCAUAUGAAACGGAAUGCUCGAACGGAAAUUUUUGAGUUGCUGAAUUUGAAAGAAUGGAAGCCAUGGAUUUGGACGGGGAUGCGGUUGUUGACUUGAGUGUUAGCAGCAGUAGCAGGAGAAAUUCUCCAUCGAUAACUGUUAACUCUGGUGACGUAGGAGUUCCAUUAGAUUUAGGUGUUCACUUUUCUUCGAGUCCUAAUGUGGACAACAACAUGCCAGAAGCACGUAAUAUUCAGAAUGCAGCAAGAGGCAUUUUAGCUCCCAAGUCUGGAGAUGAUAGGAAAACUCGUCGUAAUCUUAGACCUAGAAUUGAAAUAAGUUAUGCAGAAACUCCCGAUGAACGUAGAAUAAAUGGUUAUGUGAAUGGAAAUGCAGACAGCGAUGAAGGUGAUAUGCCUCCUUUGCCUCCAAUAAAAGAAUUAUCAUCGGAUGAGUUGGCUGAACGUGAGAGAACGCUUAGAAAGUUAAGAGAGGAACUUAGAUCUGAGGAAAUGAAAUUGGUAUUACUGAAGAAAUUAAGGCAAUCUCAGCAACUGAAAGAAAAUAUUGCAGCUGUCCCUAAAGUACCAAGUAAAUUACCCCCACCAGUUACAGUACAACCAGCUCCUCAUAGUAACGUACCUGUUUCCAGUCAUAGGACAGGCAAGGCACCACCACCUUUGCUUAGAGGACAACCUGCACCCAGUAGAAGCAGUAGUUUACAUGCACCACCACCUGGAAUGUUAUUACCUCCCACAGUUGGACGAAGUUCUACUUCUAGUACUGGAAUGCCACCUAACAUGGUCAUACCACAACCACCUCAUCCUAGAGGCAGGCCACCUAGUGCGACACCAAAUGUGUCAAAUUAUCAUGCACCUGCAGACAGGACUGAGAGGUCCACAAAAGAUCCAACACCCACUCCAGCACAUCAAGUAAGUAAGCUGCUUGUUGGACCUCAAGAAAAUAAAACCACCGCAUCCUUAAGCACACCUGUGAUUUCAGAGCAGGAAAGACCAAGGGAUGAUAAUCAAACACCUGCACAACGUCAGGCAGCUGCUAAAUUGGCUUUAAGAAAACAACUCGAAAAGACCUUGUUACAAAUACCGCCUCCGAAACCUCCGCCACCGGAGAUGCACUUCGUGCCAAAUCCAUCUAAUACGGAAUUUAUAUACUUGGUGGGUCUGGAGCAUGUAGUUGAUUUUAUCACUAAAGAACCAGCUAUUCCACCACCUCCAGAACCGUUUGAGUGUACUCAAUGUAAAACGGAUUUCACACCAGUAUGGAAAUGGGAAAAGCCUGUGACUGGUGGUAAAAAGGAAGGUCCAAGAGGGCAACAUGCAACUUUCCAAAGACCUCCAGCAGGUCGUGAUCCUCGAGUUAUAUGCGAACAUUGUGUAACGACCAAUGUUAAAAAGGCUCUUAAAGCAGAACAUACUAAUCGGUUAAAAACAGCAUUUGUAAAAGCACUGCAGCAGGAACAAGAAAUAGAGCAAAGGUUGGCGCAAGCAGCGUGCCCUAGCCCAGACCCACCAGCUCCUAAACUAGUUCCUAAAGCAGCUACUCCUACGAGAAGAGUAGCAACACCACCAGCCCCUCCACCACAAGUUUCACCGGCACCGACACUAGCACCAACUCCACCAGCACCCAAGUUACAAGAGCAUCCUCUUGUUAAAUUGGCAGAAAGCGGAAAAUUCACCUCACCUCACGUUGCUGCGGCUGCCUUACAACAACAGUUGCUCAGAGAGCUGACAAAAAAUCCAGUACCAGGCCUGCCACCUCAUCAACCUCUUCCUGCUCACAUGAUGCCACCAUUUACCUCGAUAUUAUAUCCCUACCAAAUAGCGAUGGCGCAAGCUGGCGGAAAAGGUCUCGCAGAAUUACAACGACAAGCGGCAGACUUGCAACGCCAAUAUUUGCUUGAUAUGAUUCCAUCACAAGCAUCUCAAGCACAGGGCAACCAGGCACCACCUCGAGCCCAUCCACAUAAUUGGAAAACGUAACCGGACGCAUUUAAAGAUCGACCAUUAAACACAAAUAAAUGAAACUGUGCAGAACUGUGUUAGAGAAUAUUGAGAAAUAAGGAUACUCGUAUUCUUUUUCCAUGAUAAUGUACUAAAUGGAAAUUUUUCAAUGGAGUGUGAUUGUUACACUUUCAUGACAGUUCUAGAAUAAUGUACCGAUCUGUGUACGAUUGGUAUCUUUAUUUACAAUAUGAAGCUCAAACUUGGAACAAUGGAACAAGACACUUCCUGUAUUAUUGUGAAAAUGGAAGAAUUUUAACCAUGAUUUUGUGGAUAUGCAUUGACGUGUGAGUGUGAGUUUUGAUUGUUACCCGGAAGGUUCGAUGUUUUGUCGUCUCGAACAAAUCUAAACUUUCAGUUAAUAAUACACAAAUGAUAAUUAGCUUAAUUCUCCUGGUGAUUUCCAAAGGGAGAGAGAGAAUUAAAUGUUCACGUUUAACUCAAAGGCCAACAAUUAAAAAAUUCUCUAAUUGGUUUCUUCUAAGAGCAAUAUCUGUUCUUUUGUUUUUCGUGUUACAUUAUGUUGGUACUAACAAUAUUGCAAAAGAAUAAUAGGUGAAUGUCAAUCAAUUGGAGUAAGUGCAUAAUAACUUGGACGCACAUAAAUGAAUAUAAUUGCUUCAACUAUUACAUUAUAUAUAUUGUAUCUACAUAAAGAACCAAGUGGACAUUUAUAAGGCACUAAAGACAGUACUAAGUGUUACAUGAUCAUAAAAAAAAUUGGUUGAUCCACAAUAGUAGACAUAAUCGGAGAGGAAGAGAGCGAACGAACGAGCGAGAGAGGGAAAGAAAGAAAGUGAGAAUGAGAAAGUGAACACGUAUUAAUACGUGAGGUAAAGUAAAAUUGAGAAGAAAAUGGGAUCUUUUUUAGACCCUUGAUAUAUUAUAGUUAAGCCAACCUUUGUCGCUGGUUUGAAUAAUUUUUUUAACCAUCAGCGGUACCUGUGCUAUGUGUAUAUCUCUUUAUUUUCUUCAAACUGUAAGUAUUUUUAAGACAAUUAUAACAAUUGCGAAAGAAAAAAGUGCGAAAGCAAGAGCGAAUGAGAGAGAAAGUUGUAGAUUACUGAUGAGAGAAAACGAAAAAGAAACAAACGACCUUUAUAAAAAAAUGUGUGUCACUGAUAUAGUGAAAAAAACGAAUGUGGGUGUGAUAGCGAUGUUUUCCGUUUUUUUCUUUUUUUUUUAUUUUUCUUUUUUUGUCGUUAUUACGGAAGAACAGAGAAUGAGUAUUCAACAUGUUUAAAAGAAUAGAUAGAGUGACACGAGUGUCAUUCGCGCACAAAUCGUAGAAAUUUCGUGAUAAGACUUUUUCAGGCUCAUUUUGAUGCAGGAUGUAUUUAAAAAAGGAAAAGUAAAAAAGUAAAAAAAAAGACGUGGAAUGAAGAAAAAUAUAUAAAAAUAUAGAGAAAAGAAAGAAAGAAAAUCUAUCGAUUAAGAUGUAAAUUACUAAUGAUAGCGCGAUUGAUUUCAUGUGUCACGUUGAUGUAAAAGUAUUUAAUGAAUUUAAACAGAUCGUAUAUGUAUCCGAAGUUUUUCCGGAAGGAAGAAACAAAAAAAAAAUGAUUUAUGUGGCAGAUCGCCGAAUUUUUAUGAAAUCCUCUCUUCUGAAAAAAAGAACAAAACGAAAAAAAAAGUUUAUCUGCACAUUAAAAAGAGAAAAAGAAAAAAGAAAGAAAGAACGAGUUUAACAAAGCAAAAUCUCUCCGGCACACAUCCCAAGCAAUACUUAUUACCACUUCCACUUUUAAAUAAUCUGAUUUUUCAUUGAUUACCGGCUAAUUAACCGAUCUUGGUCACAAUUUCCGAAUCACUAAAUAUAUAGUUAACUGUAGUCUUGAUAUUUCUCGGUAUAUGAUACAAGUUAAUAAACUAAAAAUAGCAUAAUCAAUCUCUCUUUGUACUACGUGAUAGAUUUUGAACUCAUACUUGAUAUACAUGUACACCGUAAUAAGUCUAUCGAUCGCAUAAUAGAUCAAGAUCUGUGUUUUUUGUGUAAGAAGAAUCGAAGUAAUGUCAUUGUUGUCAAUUGUCAUUUUUGCCAGGACGCUACCGCUGUCAUUCUCCUGAUCGUAAACAAAAGAAAAAAUGGACAAAAAAAAAAUGAAAAAGAAAUGUAGAAACGAAAAAAAGCGGAGUAUUUCAUCGUCACGAUCACACAUAUGAAGCGAGGGAGUGCAUGGUAUCUUAACGCACAAUAAUCAUAUAUAAUCGAUAUAUCUUAAUUUAAUUAUUGUAUCUUAUUAAUCAUUUGUAACAUACAUCUAUGUUUUCACCUUCUUAAUUUCAUAAAUUUUACAUUGAGAUAAAAGUAGUGAGAAUAUUUUAACCCUAAAUUGGUAUCAUUAGGCCUUACUUUGGGUAACCUAUAACGGAAAGGUUUUGAGUUAAGUUAUUUAAUUUCAAAAUACUUCACUUUAGUAUUUGUAAGGCACUUUAUUCUAAAGUAUGUUUGCUUUAUUUUAUAUUCUGUAUAUUGCGUGAUAAAUAUAAUCAGUUUAUCGCACAAGAUGCAAAAUAUAAAAGAAAAUUGAUGAUAUUAAAAUUUAAUAAUCUUAAAUCCUUUGACCAAACGAUAUUUGUAUGUAAAGGGUUAUUUUUAAAUUUAUUGCUAUUAUCAUAUUAUGUAUAUACUAGAUAUUUGCGUUUUGUUACCAACCUCCCUUUUUUCAACAAAUGUAUAACUGUUCCAUUAAAAAAAAAGAAACAGAAUAAAAUAAAAAGUGAAGAUGCAUGCAGCAUCGUCAAUCUCAUGACUGCCGAAAUCGCGUAAGACGUUUCGCGUGAUCGACGAUUCGUCAGACUGAUCGUCGAUCACGAUUACUUCGAAUUUUACGCGAUAAUGGGAGAACGUUCAAAACAAUUACAUUGGAUUUUUUCACAUGGUAAUGCGAAACGAGUGUUCGAAAAGAAAAGAACGAAUAAUGCAAACAACAAAAGAAAAGAAAUGAAAAAGAAAAAGCAACUAAUACGUUUCUUCCUAUCUUCCUUUCUAGUCUUGUCUUUCACCUCUGUGUGGUGCUGAUUUAAGAAUUGAAAGUACUCUGUAGUACGAAAGUAUAAUUUUAUAUUCUAAACAGGAAAAAAGAAAAUGGAAAAAAUGAGGAAAAAAUGGAAACAAAUUUUUUUCGCUUCGAGAAGAAUACAAAAAACAAAUGAAGGAAAAAAACACUUAUACUGCAUUUGCAGGGCGGUAGUGUAAAAUAUAUGGAAUAAGAAACAAUAAAGAAAACGAAACGAAUCCAAGUUUCGAUCUGAUAUAUAGGUAAAGCAAUAUAAAACUUCGAACAUCGCGGAAUAGUAUUCUAUAUAAGGUAUUUGGAACAGAAAAUAAAAUGUGUAAACGAAAACGAGGUCCGAUAUUUCGUGGGGACACAGAAAACACGCUGAAAUGAUUCGAAAAAAAAUAUGUGAAAACGGAAAAUACAAAUUAAGAAUGUACAAAAUGGUUUGUUAGGCACAUUAUUAAAUUUAUUACGUCUAAAGAUAGAAAAAAAAGAGAAAUGAAACUGAAUUCAAAUUAUUGUAUCUUUUAAGUCUGACUACCUGACGAGAAUCUCUGCCCCCACAAUUUAUAGGAUUAAUAGUUUUAACAAAAAAAAAAAGUACAGAUUACCGAAUACUCUGGAGACUACACGAAUAAAGCUUAUCAAUGAUUGUAUCUCGAGUGAUGAUUUAUUAUUUGUACUCUCGAAAAACGUUGUCAGCUUUUAAUGUUACAUGUAAAAGAAAAAUAUGAAUGAAAAAAAAACAAAGUGAAAACAAAUCCGUCGAAGAGAAGAAUUUUCUCGAAGCAAGUGUUUGUGUCAUUUUCGUGCGUUUCGAAUCUCGACGAGACACUUUUGUAAAUGUGUAACUUAUCGAACCGUCUGUGUUACUUCUUGUCUAUCGCUUGGACAGUAAUUCGCGUAACUCGAACACGUUUUCGAUAAUCGUUAAGAUACCUAUAAAGCGGCGGAUUAAAUGGCCUGCGAUCGUUUAGUCUUUAGAAGGUACCAUUAAUUUUUUACUAUGUUUGUACAUUGACCUAUGAACGCUCAAGAAUUUCGUCAUUACAAACUCUAA
This is a messenger RNA of Bombus pyrosoma, 8040 nucleotides long. RefSeq names its product transcriptional repressor p66-beta (gene simj). Lineage: Eukaryota; Metazoa; Arthropoda; Insecta; Hymenoptera; Apidae. The coding region runs from base 2032 to 3957 and encodes 641 amino acids. The transcript is spliced from 10 exons. Gene Ontology annotation, cellular component: NuRD complex. Gene Ontology annotation, biological process: negative regulation of transcription by RNA polymerase II. The record is from RefSeq and is a predicted model, not a curated record.